UAAGAAAUGGGCCGUCGGUCACGCGUGGACGCAGAUCAUUUCGAGAGCUCGAAGGACAACGAAAAAAGAAAGAAAAUGAGAGAGAGAGAGAGAGAUAGAAGGAUACCAUCGACGCUUUUGCUUCUCGCUUGGCUAAGUUUUAAUGCACGUACUACACAUACGAUCUUAUUCGUUGAAUUGAAUUCUCCUCCAGCGACCUUGGAUCUUGAGAAGCCGUUUCGGAGGGAUGACUACUUUCCCCUCUCUUCAUUAGGAUUUAUCAUUUCGUCGGUGAAUCCGAAAGAAAAAAAAGAACGCGUUCAUAUCUGACGGAAGGAAGUUAUUGUCUUUGUAUUUUUCGUAGAAAAAAGAGAAAGAAAGAGAAAGAGAAAGAGAGAGAGAGAGAGAGAGAGAGAACGAAAAAGAAGAACAUAGUAGUUGAUUAAUCAGCGACUGAAUUAACAAUCGAUUCUUCGAAAUGAUGAGAGACUCACCUUCGGUUUAAAACUCGCGCCAUUUUCACGCUUCCGAGAUCGCGUUCUGUAAUUACGUAAGUAUCUACAUACAUACGUACUUAUUUAAUAUUCACGAGAAGAGAUAGCAGAAGAUGAAGAAAAUGGAGAAUAAAAAGAAAAAGAAAAAAAUACGAAGAAGAAAAACAAAAGAAAGAAAAAAAGAAAGAAAGAAAAGAUAGGAACGACAUAGGGCAGUAGAUCAAACGCGUUAUAAAUGUUUCCUGAGAAUCUCGAUAGUCCAAGCGCGAAAACUAUCGACCACGAUAAAUCAACACUUUCCGUCUUCUUCCGUAUUCCUUUUCUCUAUUCGUACCAUCUUUAUGUGAAAGAAACUAACGUGUUGGGUCAAUCCUCUCUUUAUACAUAGGUACUUCGUUAAUAAUAUUUUCAAUGAUGGUAUAUCUAAGGGAAAAAUGUCAUAAGGAAAAAGAAAAAGACACAACAAAAAAAUACAAUAUGCAAUAAAGAAUGACAUAGUAAGGUGAGACGUAAUGAUACUUGAGUCAAGUAAUGAUCACCAAAGUAACGAUUUCGCUGACAUCAUACCUCACCUAUACUUUUAUACUAAUGUACAUUCUUAUACAAUUAUGCGGUCGGUCGUCGAUUUAAGUAAAUAAACCUGAUAGAAGGGAUUAAAAGAAAAAAAAAUGAGAUAAUGAUUCAUCAACAAAAAAAAAAGAAAGAAAGAAAGAAAGGAAAGAAAGAAAGAAAGAAAAAAAAAGGAAAAAGUAAAAGAUAAUAAUAAAAUAACAGAACCGACUCUAUGUAAUUUCCGUAUCCAGAAAACUCGAGGAUUGUCGGAGUGGUCAGGAAGAGUAGUAGGUGGAAGGAUACAAGGAGAAUUGGAGGGGGGCAAGGAUGAGAGGCUGGGAGGUUCUAAGAGACUCGCGUUUUCACGGGUGUAAGAACACGAGGGUAUUGCGUAAUCAAAGAAUCUGUUGUGUUGCUCCGCAGGAGGGAUCCCUCUAUAUUCCUCUCUCCAACCUCCCUCCUGGGAUCUUCUCUUUCUUCGUUCGUCCGACUUGUGGGAGCCCCAAGAAAGAGGGGCUCUCAAGAAUCCCCCCUUUUUCACUCUUCUGGAUCUCUAAACCCAUAUAUAUACCACCACUUCGUGGCUCUGUUCUUUAAGGAAGACACUUGCGAGUUAUAGCAUCGUCUUCGAAUUUAUUAUUGGUAAACAAAGAUAAAAAGAGAGAGAGAGGGAGAGAGAGAGAGAGAAAGAGAGAGAGAAAGAAAGAGAAAAAGAGAGAAAAAGAGAGAAAAAAAAGAGAGAGAGAGAAAGAGAACCAGCCUAACGAAAAACAAAUCGCGCCAAGAUAAAUGCCAGCCACGUGGAAGGAUACUAAGGACUCCAAGGAGAGAUAGGACUAUUCCGAAAUGAUGAUUUCGAGAUAUCAAGUAUUUGCUGCAAUCGCGCUGUUUACGACUAUCUUGUUUUACCGGACGAUGGCGCAAGUAGAUGGUUACACACCUGGUGUCGAUUAUCCUAUUUACAAUUCCGUACCGUUUGGGCUCACCUUUACCUGCGGAGGAAAAUUGCCUGGAUAUUAUGCGGAUCCUGAAGCAAGAUGUCAGGUUUGGCACUGGUGUUUACCGAACGGUCGGCAAUUCAGUUUUCUUUGUCCUAACGGCACAGUUUUCAGUCAAACGGCACGAGUCUGUGAUUGGUGGUUCAAGGUCGACUGUAACGAUUCUCCGAGACUUUAUGGCAUCAACGAUGACCUCUACAGAGACAUCAAUGGAAACAGGAUUUAAUAUUGUCAAAGAAUUCCCGUAGGAAUAAGUAUAUAUUAAUAAAGGAUUUUUUUCUAUAAA
Molecule: messenger RNA, 2309 nt
Organism: Vespa crabro (European hornet)
Lineage: Eukaryota; Metazoa; Arthropoda; Insecta; Hymenoptera; Vespidae
Product: U-scoloptoxin(01)-Cw1a-like
Exons: 5
Coding region: 1872-2249 (125 amino acids)
Cellular component (GO): extracellular region
Molecular function (GO): chitin binding
Source: RefSeq, a predicted model, not a curated record